This is a messenger RNA of Naegleria fowleri, 1734 nucleotides long. RefSeq lists its product as uncharacterized. Lineage: Eukaryota; Heterolobosea; Eutetramitea; Acrasida; Naegleriidae. The transcript is spliced from 2 exons. The record is from RefSeq and is a predicted model, not a curated record. Bases 1 to 1734 code for a protein of 577 amino acids.
AUGUUUAAAAGUUCCGUAUCAUCUUUUGCAACAAGGACGACUAUUGGUGGUUCUCAGAGGAGGAAAUUCAAAUGUCCAAAGACAACGAGAAUGAUACUGCUCGUGUUGCUGCUCAUGUGGAUUCCGAAUGCUCAAAUUUUUGCAUUAUUCCAUUCUGACAAACGAAAUCCCGAAAUCACUCCGAGGCUUGAUGAUGAUUUAAAACCAUCCAUCAUUUAUAACCUUUCCAAAAGUUGGAGAAAUUGUAAAACAAUCAUGGGAGAAGGCUCUUUCUUUUCAGAUUUACUUGAUUCGAAUUCUUAUGAAAUAUUAAGAAACCCUAAAUAUCCUCCAAUGGGAUGCGAAAGUAUUUCAGUGCCAAAUAUAGCUACCUCAGUCGUUGAGGAAUAUUGGAAAUUGGAUGCUUUUCCAAAUGCACGAUUUUACUCAAGAGAAGUGGUUCAUAAUUUGUGUGAAACAUUUGGUACUUCAUCCAACUUGUUACCGAAUUGUACACAAGUGUUGUGUGAUGAUAAGGGUGAGAGGAUGAGUGAAAUCAUUGGAGAUCGAAUAUUUGAUUUUAUUAACUAUUGUCAUUAUUGUUCGAUGGCAAAAGGUUUCCAAGAAUAUCAUCAAUUAUUGGAAAAUCAAACAUGUCGAAAUAGCAACAGCUCCAUUCAGACAAUGGUGACAUCCUUUCCAAAAUAUAUUCGUUAUUGUGGAGCCAUUAAUAUUGGAAUUCCAGUCAUUACUCCUUUGACAACAAAUUCCUUAAAGCAGAAAAUUCCUUAUAUUUACACAUGUUAUUGCUUUCAAUCGGAUCAAUUUGAAUUAUUUUGUGACAAGAAGGGCGCCAUUUCCAUCAUGAAUGAUUUUAAAAAAGUUGGAAUGACACUUGCGAGUUCAAUACUUGCAAUAGCCGCUCUCUUCUUACUGGUCAUUCCAAAACUGUUGAUUUGGAUCCAAGUUCCAAAUCAUGACUAUACUUUCCUCCAAAUUAGUCCCUCCAUCGUUGUACUCUUAUCCUUGUGUUGCAGAAUUGUUUCUCUUCAUGUUCCUCAACCCAUGUAUCCCUUUCAAUGGUUUACCAUGUUUUCCUCAAUCGCUGAAUUCUUAAACUAUUGUACAUUAUUGCUCAUUCUCAUGUAUUGGUUUGGAGUGAUGAGAUAUUUACAAACACAUCGACGAACAAGUGCUUGGAAAAAGUACCUAUUAUGUAUGAUUGGAUUGUUGUGUUGUAUUGGAUUGAGUGUGGAGCUGGGUUUUUUGGAAAUGCAAAUUCCAAGAAACUUUACCAAUGUGGUUUGGGUGUUGGUAUCAUGGAUGGUGGAAAUGGUGAUUUUUGCAAUAUUUGGAUGUUUCUCCUUGUUCAUUUAUUUAGCUCUGAAAAGAAUUACUGAAAUUAAUUCGAUACAAACUUCGUUUGGACAAUUCUCUUUAUUUUGUGUUGGAGUCAUGAUGGUAUUUACCACUGUGGAUUUAUGUUUGUUGGUCUCCUCACUGUGGAAUGAACGUGAAAUGUAUUCCUUCUUUUCAGCAUUUGUUUUGGUCGUGUAUUUGGUACUUGCAGCUGGAGUGAUUGUGUUUGAGUUUCAUAGGGAUGAUUUUUCAACUCUCUAUCGAUUCAUUCAAUCGAAAAGGGUGGAAGGCUUAAAGAAUCGACCGAAUGGCAAGAUUGAUGCAUGUUCUUGGGAUAGCUCAUCAUCUUCUGCCCUACCUCAUAACACUGAAACGGAUUACCAACAAAUUGAAUGA